GCGGUAUUAGUAGAUCUCUCUUGUGGUCCAUCAUAGAGCUUGGUAUUCUACGCAUUUCCGACUAUCGCUUGAAUUAACCACUUUAUCGUUGGGAAUGCAUAAAUGUCAAAUGUGAAUGGCGCAAGCGGCACAAGUAACGUGCCUUCUCAUCAGUUCACAAUGUACCAAGGCUCUAUAUCCGACAGAGCCAUGGCACUGGCAUCUACUACUGAUGACAAUGACCGUGAUAGUAUACACAGCGCAGAAAGUGACGAUGGAGGGAUGCAUACUCCACUGCAUCACAUGAAUCCAAUACAGGAUUAUCUCAAUUCCAGUCCGUUAGAUCAUGGUCCACCAGAGUUAUCAACCAUUUCAGAACAGUAUGGGGAUCCUUCCAGCCCAUCACAACGAGCUUCAGCAGUCAGAAACCAACAAAACUUAUCUUCAUUAUCACCCUUACUCAAAUACGAAACCCCAAGGCUUGCACGGCAUAGAGAAUUAAGCACUGUUCGAGCUCUUCAUGAUACCUCCAAUACAACUGGCUUAAAUUCGCACACUCAGUAUUCCAACUCGGCAACAUCAGACCUUAACCUUAUCACUCCUAUCAGCAAACUUCCACCGAAACCCACUUCAUCAUCUCAUAAAUCUGUCACCAGGCGAUUGCGACUCUCAGCAUCGCUUGGUCCGGCUGAAAGACUUGUUAGAAAAGGUGAUAAUUCUCCAAGUCAUAGAGAAGACGCUAGAGCAUCACCCUCUGCCGCCGAUAUCUAUAAAACUUGGAAUCGUCAUUCUUUGGACAAUCUCCCACCACCUCUUGACCCCCUAGAGACCGAAAUAGCCCGAUCAGAACCCCCGCGUUACGUCAACACCGAACGUACAAAACAAUCGGCGCAAAGCAAACUAUCUGCUGUAAAUAAUUCCCCUGAUAGUAGCUCUCCUUCUGAACUCGCUAUAUCAUCUUCGUCUACCGAGACGACACCUGAGACAAAAACUAGUCCACAACCCAGGAAACGAAUUCGAACUGGAAUGGAUGAUAGGGCUCCUUCGUCAUCUUCAAAUGGCUAUCAUCCAGCAUCAUCACAAACCAUAAUACCGAAGUAUCUUCCAGAAAAUGUCACUGAUAGAUCCGCGUUGAAAGACAUUAUCAAAUCUGGAAAAAUGGAUAUCCCAAAAUUGGAGGAUUUGAGGAAACAAAACAAUGCAACUACAUCAUACGCAACCACAUCCAUACCAACUAGCUUAGAUACUUUGUACACUCGACAUAAUAGCCCCGACCUUCGAUCAGAACUCCAGAGAGAGAAUUCCAUUGACAAACAGUUCGCCCACAGUCGCAACUCGCUCCCUGACUCUCUCACUCUCAACAAUACCCCUGAUGUCAAGUCAAGACAAUAUGGUGACCGUAGACAGCUUGAAAGUACCCGAUUCUCGAAUGUUUCUGAUUACCAGACCAAAGAUUCCACCUUGUCACGAAAUUAUAUGAAUGAGCAAGAGAGACGUGCCUUAGUGCGCCAACAAGAACAGGAGCGGUUGGAAAGAGCAGAACGUGAAAAGGAAAGGCUCGAACGCCAAGAGAGAGAAAAAAUUGAACGUGAACUUGAGAGAAGAGAGCGUGAACGACGUGAAUCUGAAUAUCGGCACGAUCAGGAGCACAAUCGAAAGGCGUCAGGAUCAGGCCAAUCUUUACAGCCACCUAAUGCCAGACAUAUGCAAGAUAACCAGGCUCCAAUGCCACCUCCUAAAGCUGUUCCGACGCCUAACUGGAAAACAACAUUGGUAGGAUACUUUUUUUUUCUUCUUCAAAAGCGGUAUAUACAGUAUCACAAAGUUCACAAAUUUAACAUCGCUCUAUAGGUCAAUAAGCAUUGGUAUACAGUGCUGGAUCAGCUUGGUAAAGGUGGUACUGGGCGGGUAUGGCGAGUGAUGUCGCACACACAUCAUCGCGUCUUUGCUCUCAAACAUGUUUCGUUGGCAGAUGUGGAUUCUGAAGCCACCAUAAGCAGCUAUAUUAAUGAAAUUCGACUGCUUGAACGCCUGUCUGGUCACAGCCGUAUUGUCAAAUUGUACGACUA
Messenger RNA from Umbelopsis ramanniana AG, 2048 nucleotides. RefSeq lists its product as uncharacterized. Lineage: Eukaryota; Fungi; Mucoromycota; Umbelopsidomycetes; Umbelopsidales; Umbelopsidaceae. Bases 103 to 1830 code for a protein of 575 amino acids. The transcript is spliced from 10 exons. The record is from RefSeq and is a predicted model, not a curated record.